Thunnus maccoyii (southern bluefin tuna) is the source of this 1883-nucleotide messenger RNA. RefSeq names its product WW domain containing adaptor with coiled-coil a (gene waca). The record is from RefSeq and is a predicted model, not a curated record. Gene Ontology annotation, molecular function: chromatin binding; RNA polymerase II complex binding. Lineage: Eukaryota; Metazoa; Chordata; Actinopteri; Scombriformes; Scombridae. The coding region runs from base 206 to 1831 and encodes 541 amino acids. Gene Ontology annotation, biological process: positive regulation of TORC1 signaling; regulation of autophagy. The transcript has 13 exons. Gene Ontology annotation, cellular component: nucleus.
GAGCCGCGGCGGUGCGUCUGAGUGGGAGAUGGACUGAGGACUGAGUGAGGGCGCUCUUUCGACCACUGCUGCCGACAGCUUUUCAAACACCAACAAGCUAGGCUGAAAUAAAUUGACGAUUUCAGGUCGCUGAAUCAACAAGAAAAAAACAUAGCACCGUAAUCAAUCUUUCACAUCCCACUCCAAACACACUAACACGGCAUUGAUGGUAAUGUAUGCAAGGAAACAACCGAGACUCGGCGAUGGGUGCGACCGAAGAGAAUCUCAGCCCUAUCAGACUCUCAAAUACUCAUCUAAGAGCCAUCCUGGAGGGGACCACCGACAUGAAAAGAUGCGAGACUCCUCAGAUGUCACUCCUCCCUGCAAAAUGCUCAGGAGGUCUGACAGCCCUGAAAACAAACACAUGGACAGCACGGGACACAGCAGAGCAAAGGCUGUCCACACACACCGGGCCAGAGACAGGGAUGGAGGGACCAGUUAUUCUCCACAAGAAAAUUCUCACAACCACAGUUCCCUUCAUAGCUCCAACUCACAUUCUAACCCCAGCAAGACCUCAGACACACCUUACGAACCUGGCGACGACUGGUCAGAGCACAUCAGCUCGUCUGGAAAGAAAUACUAUUACAACUGUAGGACAGAGGUGUCCCAGUGGGAGAAGCCCAAAGAAUGGCUGGAGAGAGAACAGAGGCAAAAAGAGGCAACAAAGACGGUCGUCAACAGUUUCCCCAAAGACAGGGACUACAGAAGGGAGGCUAUGCAAGCAUCGGCUGCUCCUGGCUUUACUGGUGCUAAGUCAGCCCAGGUGGAGAAGCCCACAGCUACCCAGUCCCAGUCAUCAUCCUCAGGCUCAGGGAGCUUGAACCCCUCAUCAGGACCCCCUGGAUCAUCUGCCUCCACAGUUCCCGUGUCCCCAGUCCUUCAGUCCCCAGCCCCUCCACUACUCCAGGACCCCACCCUGCUUCGCCAGCUUCUCCCAGCACUUCAAACUGCCCUGCAGCUCAAUAAUGCCAGUGUGGACAUGGCAAAAAUCAACGAAGUUCUCACAGCUGCCGUCACACAAGCUUCAUUACAGUCGAUGCUCCAUAAGAUCCUUACUGCUGGACCAUCAGCUUUCAAUAUCACUACUAUCCUCUCUCAAGCUGCUCAACUCUCCAACCAAGCAGCUCAGCAAUCAAACCAGUCACCAAUGUCAUUAACAUCGGACGCCUCGUCGCCCAGGUCCUACGUUUCUCCGAGGAUCAGCACACCACAGACCAAUGCUGGUCCUCUUAAACCCCUCCUCAGCACGCAGCCUGUCAUCUCACAGCCAAAAGUGAGCACGCCAGCAGUUAAGCAGGCAUCUCAUCCCCAGCCAACAUCCCAGCAGCCCCUCUCCAGCGAUAAGCAGCACAGUCAUGAUGCCACCACCGCCUCCCCGCGCACGCUCCAGCGCCAAGGCAGUCAGAGGAGUCCCUCCCCGGGUCCCAACCAUGUCUCCUCCGGCAGCAGCAACGCCCCCAACUCUGCCUCCGCUCCCCCAACCUCCUCAGCAUCCCGGCCCUCCUGCACCUUCACCCCCACCCUUGCCGCCCACUUCAACGAGAAUCUUAUCAAACAUGUCCAGGGUUGGCCUGCUGAGCACGCAGAGAAACAGGCAUCAAGACUACGUGAAGAGGCUCACACCAUGGGGAGCAUCUGCAUGUCUGAGAACUGCACCGAGCUCAAAAACCUCCGUUCUUUGGUCAGAGUCUGUGAAAUACAAGCGACAUUGCGUGAGCAGAGGAUACUGUUUCUGAGACAGCAAAUCAAAGAACUUGAAAAGUUGAAGAAUCAGAAUUCUUUCAUGGUCUGAGAACUUCUGGUUGCGAGUUGGAAAGCGGGAGUUGGGGAGGGGUGGGGAAAGA